UGAACACAAUGGAAGAGGACUUCAGCCAGUCGCUGACCCCGCCGGUGUCACCCUUCGUAGGGGAAAGCCAGUGUGAGCUGACCCCAGCCCUGCCACCCUGUUUCUCCUGUGCGUCUGACCCUGGUCGGGAAGACACCCAGCCACUGUCAUCUGACAGUUAUAUUGGCAGGGGCUCCCUGAAACGGUAACGUCUCUAUGAGCACACAGCUAAAGCAUAUUUUAGCAGGCUAAUAUUAUAUUGAACAAAACUAUAAACGCAACAUUUACAAAGAUUUUACUGCGUUACAGUUCAUAUAAGGAAAUCAGUCAAUUUAAAUACAUUAUUACAGACAGAAAUACUCCUCAGACGAUCCCGCAGAUGAAGAAGCCGGAUGUGGAGGUCCUGAUCUGGCGUGGUUAUACGUGGUCUGCGGUUGUGAGGCCGGUUGGACGUACUGGCAAAUUCUCUAAAAUGACGUUGGAGGCAGCUCAUGGUAGAGAAAUUAAGAUUAAAUUAUCUGGCAACAGCUCUGGUGGACAUUCCUGCAGUCAGCAUGCCAAUUGCACACGCCCUCAAAACUUGAGACAUCUGUGGCAUUGUGUUGUGACAAAACUGCACAUUUUAAAGUGGCCUUUUAUUGUCCCCAGCACAAGGUGCACCUGUAUAAUGAUCAUGAUGUUUAAUCAGCUUCUUGAUAUGCCGUACCUGUCAGGUGGAUGGAUUAUCUUGGCAAAGGAGAAAUGCUCACCAACAGGGAUGUAAUCAAAUUUGUGCACAAUUAGAGAGAAAUAUGCUUUUUCUGCAUAUGGAAAAUAUCUGGGAUUUUUUUAUUUCAGCUCAUGAAACAUACGACCACUUUACAUGUUGCGUUUUAUAUUUUUGUUCAGUGUAUAAUCUACUGUAUAAGAGUACAGAGACAUUACAUAAGCCACUUGCCAUGACAUAUGACAGUAUGAAAGUCCCACCUAAUUCAUGGAUGUCUCGCAGUGUUUUUGAAUGGCCUUCAAGAAUAUAUAAUAAAAUUCAUAAAAAAGCGGUCAUUUUAAGAUGUAUGUAAAAUUAUAUUUGUAUUCGUGGAUUAAUUUACUCAAUCAAUCAGAAAUCUUAAUUAAAGGCAUCAGGUAGAAGUAAAUUCAUCCGCAAAUACGAAUACAAUUUUGCACAUCUUAAAUUACUGCGUUUUCAUGAAUUUGACAAUAUAAUCUUGAAGGCCAUUCAAUAACAGCGUGGGACAUGAUCCAGGAAGUAGGUGGGACUUUCAUACCGUAUGUGACACAUAGUAACUCAAAAGAUUGUGGACAGCUGACAACAGUGGACAGAAAUAAUACAUAUUAUGUUGAUCUUGUUAUAUUACAACAGUAUCAUUACCAACAAUAUUGUUUGAGGAAAACUCCCUGUCUUCAGUGUCUUGUAGGCUGCAGCAGAUCUAAGUUACUAUUGUCUUCCAUAGACUGCUGUUGCGUCUGGACCCAGCCCCUGCAGACUAUGAGGAGGACACAGUGGCUAUCUUUGGCUUCCCAUGGGUGACCGAGACUGCUCUGGUGGAAUCUACCAAACUUUUGUUUGGCCUGUUCAGGUGGGAAUAGAGCCAGAUAAUGUGGAGUGUCAUUCAUUUUUUUCAGACUAUGUAUAGCUGCCUCACUGUCUCUAAUUCUCAGGGUUUUGAGGUCAGUGUGUCACAAUUUGUUGUCACCUUUCAGGCAAAAGCUUCUUAAACUAGAGACCCUGGUGCAGUCCAGCUCUCAUGACUUUGGUAAGCUAACUUAAUCUAUACCUUGCUGCUCAUGGAGGAGUUCACAUGUUGAUAUUAUUUGAUAAAGCUUUGUGGUAAUAACCAAGAUACUGCCUGUGUGAUGUGAUUUGGUAUGGUGGUGGUUUGAAAUUUGGUAGUUGUGAUGGGGAAAUCUUGUACUGUUUUUGUUGUACUGUAUGUACUUGACAAUGUUAUGUUUCAGGCCAAGCCAGCAGCCUCCAUUAUGAGGCAGAAGACCUUAGGCAACAGUGUGUGCUGUUUCUCCAAUAUGUCAAAGUCUUCCUAUACAGGUAAUGCUACUGGUCAGUUAUUACUGAUUCUCACUGACUGUGUCCCUGGCCUAGGGCAUAGGCUAUAUUUACUUAGCUAGUUCCAGUAAAACACUGUAAGGAUUAGUUUUUUGUUUAAAAGGUCAAAUGGUCUGACACCUGACUUUUCUGUGACUCCCUGUGUGACUUCUGCACCCUGCAGGUACCUGGAGCCCACCUGUCCCCUGGAGGAGGGCCCCUGUCACCCCUAUGAGGAGCUGGAGGCUCAGCUACCCUCUGCUCUGCUGGAGGAGCUCUUUGGGGUCACCCUCCUCAUAGGGCGCCUCAAAGACCUGCCGGCCAACAUCCAGAGUGCCCUCACCAUACAGCACCAGGGCAAGGUAGCCCCCCCCCCCCCAUACACACACACACACACACACACACACACACAAAAAAAGCAUGAAUAUUGUGAGUGAAUACCAGACCUGGGUUCAAAUAUUGGUGCAUUUGAGUAUCUGGUAUUUAAUAUACAUUUUCUGUGGAUUUGAAUAUUCAAAUACACAGCCCAAAACAAGUAUUUUUAUAUGAGUAUUUGAAUGCAAAAACCAAAUAGUCCGCCAAAUUGUAUUUGACAGUAUGUUCAAAUACUUAUUUAAAAUGCUAUUUUUAAAUACCUGGGUUAAAUGCAUGGGAGUGUAUUUGAGUCAGUGGAUUUCAGUUUUUCAAAUAUUUCCAAAUCCAUUAAAAUAUUCAACUACUUGUCUUUUCAAAGAAAAUAUACAGUACCAGUCAAAAGUUUGGACACACCUACUCAUUCAAGGGUUUUUCUUUAUUUUUUACUAUUUUCUACAUUGUAGAAUAAUAGUGAAGACAUCAAACCUUUGAAAUGACACAUGGAAUCAUGUAGUAACCAAAAAAGUGUUAAACAAAUCAAAAUAUAUUUUAUAUUUGAGAUUCUUCAAAGUAGCCACCCUUUGCCUUGAUGACAGCUUUGCACACUCUUGGCAUUCUCUCAACCAGUUUCACCUAGAAUGCUUUUCCAACAGUUUUGAAGGAGUUCCCACAUAUGCUGAGCACUUGUUGGCUGCUUUUACUUCACUCUGCGGUCCAACUCAUCCCAAACCAUCUCAGUUGGGUUGAGGUCGGGUGAUUGUGGAGGCCAGGUCAUCUGAUGCAGCACUCCAUCACUCUCCUUGGUCAAAAUAGCCCUUACACAGCCUGGAAGUGUGUUUUGGGUCAUUGUCCUGUUGAAAAACAAAUGAUAGUCCCACUAAGCGCAAACCAGAUGGAAUGGUGUAUCGCUGCAGAAUGCUGUGGUAGCCAUGCUGGUUAAGUGUGCCUUGAAUUCUAAAUAAAUCACUGGCACCAGCAAAGCACCAUCACACCACCUCCAUGCUUCACGGUGGGAACCACAGAUGCGGAGAUCAUCCGUUCACCUACUCUGCGUCUCACAAAGACAGAGAGUAAAAGACGGGGCAACCAAAAAUCACAAAUUUGGACAGAUUUCCACCGGUCGAAUGUCCAUUGCGCGUAUUUCUUGGCCCAAGCAAGUCUCUUCUUCUUAUUGGUGUCCUUUAGUAGUGGUUUCUUUGCAGCAAUUCGACCAUGAAGGCCUAAUUCACGCAGUCUCCUCUGAACAGGUUGAUGUUGAGAUGUGUCUGUUACUUGAAGUCUGUGAAGCAUUUAUUUGGCCUGCAAUCUGAGGCUGGUAACUCUAGUGAACUUAUCCUCUGCAGCAGAGGUAACUCUGGGUCUUCCUUUCCUGUGGCGGUCCUCAUGAGAGCCGGUUUCAUCAUAGUGCUUGAUGGUUUUUGCGACUGCACUUGAAGAAACGUUCAAAGUUCUUGACAUUUUCCAGAUUGACUGACCUUCAUGUCUUAAAGUAAUGAUGGACUGUCGUUUCUCUUUGCUUAUUUGAGCUGUUCUUGCCAUAAUAUGGACUUGGUCUUUUACCAAAUAGGGCUAUCUUCUGUAUACCACCCCUACCUUGUCACAACACAACUGAUUGGCUCAAACAUAUUAAGAAGGAAAGAAAUUCCACACAUUAACUUUUAACAAGGCACACCUGUUAAUUGAAAUGCAUUCCAGGUGACUACCUCAUGAAGCUGGUUGAGAGAAUGCCAAGAGUGUGCAAAUCUGUCAUCAAGGCAAAGGGUGGCUAUUUGAAGAAUCUCAAAUAUAACAUAUCAUUUGAUUUGUUUAACACUUUUUUGGUUACAACAUGAUUCCAUAUGUGUUAUUUCAUAGUUUUGAUGUCUUCACUAUUAUUCUACAAUGUAGAAACUAGUAAAAAUAAAGAAAAACCUUUUAAUGAGUAGGUGUGUCCAAACUUUUGACUGUUACUAUAUCUGAAUACCUACUUCGGAUAUAUGUGAAAGUAAUUUAGAUAUUUGAAAUAGUAUUUGAACCCAGGUCUGGUGAAUACACCCUGAUAUGGUUUUAUUGUGUAUCUCCCCUCAGCUGUUUCCUCCCUCCUGGCAUUUGUUACACCUCCACCUGGACAUCCACUGGUCAGUGUUGGAGAUUCUCCACUUGCUGGGGCAGAGGAUGCAAGGUAUGUGUUGUUGUCAUUUAGGCUCUCCUCUAACCUAUCAUAGGGUAAUAUUCCAAGGCAAAACAAAUGACAUACGCAGUACUGUAAAAAUCAAACACGGAUCUGAAAUACACAAUAUGAAGGGAAAGAAAGUUGAGGCUGGUGUUGUCAGGCUGGUGUUGUCAGGCUGGUGUUGUCAGUGUAUUGUAGGUCCACUACAUCCUUAUUUGUCUGUUUGACCUUUGCAGGUCAGGUGGUGUACGCCCACCAGUUUGUGAACCUGACAGGGGAGAACCUGACCAACAACAGCCUGUUUGAGGAGCAUCUCUGCAACCUGCUCUCUGACCUCACUGGCCUGGCCAUGGGCAAAUACAGCAAGGUACUGUGUAUGGGGUUAUACAUGUGUGUUGUGUUCCUUAACAACGCUAACCAUUGAGUAAGCCAUGAGGCAAACCCUUGAAAAAUGCUCCAGGGGCGCCACACUAUGGCUGAACCUGUGCUCCCGUCUCUCUGUGUGGGUGGGUGGUUGUGUCUAAGAGUUGGGGGGGGAGAAAAACAAAAAACAAAUUCCUAAUAACUUUUCGUAUAGUUAUAAUACUGCCUAGAUAGGGUGAAAUCGAUAGGUCAUUUAAAACCUAUAGGCAACAUUUACAGAGUUAGUAGCCUCUUCCGAGGCUGAGGCUUUUGGGGUAAAGGGUAUUCCUAACUCUGUCCUCUGUUGUAGGUAAGGCCUACUGAGGCCCUGACCAGCCAUCACUACCACUGCACCUGCACCAAAGAGCUGUGGAUUCUACUUCUACACUUACUGGAACACAGGAGCAAAGUGUUACACACACAGGUGAACACACACACAUUGAAUGAUUUGGUGACCAUCCGAUUGUAUCUACAAUUAAUCACAUUUGACAUGGUGUUUGUAUUUACAACUGUGUGUGUGCACUUGUGUGUGUUUCCCCCUAGUCUUUCUGGAACUACAUGAACACACUGCUGCGGUCUCUGAUCAGUGGCCAGCCUGUAGCAGAGCAGUACAGUGGGCUCCCUACACACUGUAAAGACCCUCUGGGCUUCACGUGGUGGCUUGUCACUCACUUGGCUGAGCUGGGACAAUACAGCCGCAACGGGGCCUUCCAAAACGAAGUAAUCUACCAGAGAUUAGGGGGCUAUAAGGAGGGGUGUCCUAAACUGUAAAGGGAUGUGAUUUUUCCUGAUUAAUCAGAUAUGGCAGAUUUUUCUGAAAUAUGUCCUCCAUUUAUAGUUGAAACAGUCAAAAUUCUGAUUUGUCCUGAUCACACCCCCUGUUAAGAUGAAAGACAGGCUGCAAUUUUGACUUCUUGCCAUGCUUAUUAGGUUGUAUGUUUUUGUUGGUAAUAUAAUGUAUGCUCUGGUCUCACAGAAACAGCUGGAGGACAACUGGAGUUUUGUGGGUGAGCUGCUCAAGUCCACCUGUAACCCUAAGGUAGGCUCUCGCUCAAAGAGGAUAUGUGGGUUAUGGAUGGGAGCAUGGUUUCUGUGUACAGUUAUAAUUAGUUUGUUCAUUGAUCUGUGAGUGUUGCAGGGAGCGCUACAGGAGGAUCAGAUCAGAAUGCACGUCCACUGCUGCCUGAGUCUGUCUCUGCUAUGGGAACCUAACAGUAGCACUGUCACCACACUCUGGGAGUACUACAGCAAAAACCUGGUAAGGAAGAGCUCUAACACACCACUCUAAAACAUGGAUAAUAUGUAAUGAAUGAUGUGUAUGUCUGUUAUUAUAUACAGCAGAAUUAUGUGCCCAAUAAUCCCCCCCCCUUGGGGACAAUAAAGUUGAUCAUAUCAUGUUGUACUCUUAUCUCUCAAUUAAUGUUGGAUUGAGAAAUAUCCCAUUUACAUUCUCCCCUCCGUCUCCCCCUCUCUCCAGAGCGGUUCGUUCACAGUGCCCUGGUUAGGGGUGUCGGGGCUCGGCAGCGUGAGCAGAACCCCCCUGGCCCUGUUGGAACAGGCCCGGAGCUGCUGCUCCCCCUCACCCCUUCACUCCCCCGGCCACACCCAGCUGUACCGCACAGCCAACUCCUUUCACAUCUUCCUCAGAGUGCUGGCUCUCUACCUGGCCCAGGAGAACGCAGGCUGUGCCCCCUGGAGGCAGAUCAAGGGCAGGUGAGGCGUGUGUGUGUGUGUGUAGGGAUGGGUAACACGGAGGGGUACAGAAAAGGAGGCCAGUUAAACCCCUAAGGUACUCUUUAAAUGGAGCUCAAUUGGUUUAGUUCAAUAUUAUGUUGAUACGAAAUACUGUCCCCUAAGGGGGGAAGGGAGGGCGGUGAAGAUGACAGGUGAGUCCACACUCACAAACGUGACUCUUGACGUGUGUGUGCGGAUGUGUGUGUGCCUGCCAGGUGUGGCACAGCCCCUCUCUGAGGCUUUGCUAUUUGUGUCUCAGGAGGAAUCUCCACCUGCAUCUCCUCUCCUCCCAGCAGAGACCAGCCUAGUCCCACUGAGCCCCACAUAAAACCCACAGCUGCUUCCCAAACUCCCCCAGCCAUGGCUCCACCUUUCUGGGGAGACCAAAGACGAUAAGCCCAUCCAAGCCCAUGGAUCCCAACAUCAGAACGUGGCCUGGGACGGGCCCGGCUGGGCGCCAGCGAGGAGGAUAAAUCCGCCUAAUGACUUCCCUCUGUCUGGAACGUGCUCAGCCGCUCCGCAGACAUGAAGGCUAAUUAGCUAACGAGCAUGGCGGUUAAUUCCCCUUAACGAAGCCGUGUUGGUUUCCAGCACGGAUGGGGGUGGGUGGCGGCAGGGAGGAUGCUGGCAAGGACCGGACUGGGCUGGGCCUGGUCCAGAUUAGAACACCCUCUCUCCCACUCUCUCUGCUCCAGUUCCCUCGAGAAGAGCUGGGCGUGCUUACGGCGUUCCGGCAACGUUACGGCAAAGUUCCCGCUGGCUGGCCCGGCUCCGUGGGAGGCCUGUGGUGGCUGCAUUAAUGGGAUCGACUGGGAGAGCGCUGAUCUCUUAUGCCAGGAGUCGUGAGCAUCUGCUCGCCUCCGGAAAAAGCUGUCCAGGAUAAACAAACACACAUACACACAGACUGUCUGUCUGUCUGACAGACAGAAAACACAGGAUAAAGCCUCUGCUGCCUCCCAACCUGUUACAGCCUAACUGUAUAUCCAUUUCCCACUACUGUUUUUCUCUAAAUGGAUCUCCCUAUCUACCUUCUGUCUCUUUUUCUCAUAUUUUUUCUUGGCUCUUCCUGCCUUAGGUUAUUUCUCUACAUGGAUACCAUCCAUACACCACCUCUCUCUUUCUCACCACUCUCUCUCCCUGUAACAUGUAGCAGAACUUUAGAACCAGUCAUGGUUAGGGCUGUUACGGUGACCCUAUUACCGCCACACCGGCAGUCACAAGUAAUGACUGCAGUCAAAUUCCACGUGACCGUUUAGUCACGGUAACUAGGCUUCUCCAAGCUCUGAUGCUGCUGAUGGUCAUUAGUAGCCUACCAAACUUGCUAACUGCCUGGUACUCAGACUCUAUUGUCCUUCUAAUCACUCUGACAUCAAUGCAAAUGUAAUUGAAAAUCAAAUCAAACAUUUCAUGUGAGCUCAUGUUGCAUAACAUUUCUACAGGCUAUGCAAUUGCGUGGGAAAACAGAGUUUUGAUGGCCUCUAUUAAAAAGAGGAGGAUCCCAUCAGCUUUCAAUAGGCUAGGCCUACUAUAUUUAUUUCUCACGUUCCUAAUAUUAAGCACAUUGCUUCGCUUUACAACAGGAAUAUAGCCUACCUGGCUGGCAUGAAAAUGAACCACGGGAAAGCGUCCUCCAUUCGCUAUUUAAGUGCAUAGAUUACAUGUAUUUUUUCCCCCUGCCCCUAUUCUGAGACAGGUGCAUGAUAAUGGUCCAUUCUAAAUCAAAACUAAUUUCACACAUACACUACCAGUCAAAAGUUUGGACACACCUACUCAUUCAAGGGUUUUUCUUUAUUUUUACUAUUUUCUACAUUGUAGAAUAAUAGUGAAGACAUCAAAACCUAUGAAAUAACACAUAUGGAAUCAUGUUGUAACCAAAAAAGUGUUAAACAAAUCAUGAUAUGUUAUAUUUGAGAUUCUUCAAAUAGCCACCCUUUUGCCUUGAUGACAGCUUUGCACACUCUUGGCAUUCUCUCAACCAGCUUCAUGACGUAGUCACCUGGAAUGCAUUUCAAUUAACAGGUGUGCCUUCUUAAAAGUUAAUUUGUGGAAUUAUUUAUUUCUUAAUGCGUUUGUGCCAAUCAGUUGUGUUGUGACAAGGUAGGGGGGGGGGGGGGGGGGGGGGGGGUAUACAGAAGAUAGGCCUAUUUGGUAAAAGACCAAGUCCAUAUUAUGGCAAGAACAGCUCAAAUAAGCAAAGAGAAACGACCAUCAUUACUUUAAGACAUGAAGGUCAGUCAAUGCGGAAAAUUUCAAGAACUUUUGAAGUUCCUUCAAGUGCAGUCGCAAAAAACAUCAAGCGUUAUGAUGAAACUGGCUCUCAUGAGGACCGCCACAGGAAAGGAAGACCCAGAGUUACCUCUGCUGCAGAGGAUAAGUUCAUUAGAGUUACUUACCAGCCUCAGAAAUUGCAGCCCAAAUAAAUGCUUCACAGAGUUCAAGUAACAGACACAUCUCAACAUCAACUGUUCAGAGGGGACUGUGUGAAUCAGGCCUUCAUGGUCGAAUUGCUGCAAAGAAACCACUACUAAAGGUCAACAAUAAUAAGAAGAGACUUGCUUGGGCCAAGAAACAUGAGCAAUGGACAUAAGACCGGUGGAAACGUGUCCUUUGGUCUGGAGUCCAAAUUGGAGAUUUUUGGUUCCAACCGCCGUGUCUUUGUGAGACGUGGUGUGGGUGAGCGGAUUAUCUCUGCAUGUGUAUUUCCCACUGUAAAGCAUGGAGGAGGAGGUGUUAUGGUGUGGGGGUGCUUUGCUGGUGACACUGUCUGUGAUUUUAUUUAGAAUUCAAGGCACCCUUAACCAGCAUGGCUACCACAGCAUUCUGCAGCGAUACGCAAUCCCAUCUGGUUUGGGCUUAGUGGGACUAUCAUUUGUUUUUCAACAGGACAAUGACCCAAUACACCUCCAGGCUGUGUAAGGGCUAUUUUACCAAGAAGGAGAGUGAUGGAGUGCUGCAUCAGAUGACCAGGCCUGCACAAUCCCCCGAACUCAACCCAAUUGAGAUGGUUUGGGAUGAGUCAGACGGCAGAAUGAAGGAAAAGCAGCCAACAAGUGCUCAGCAUAUGUGGGAACUCCUUCAAGACUGUUGGAAAAGCAUUCCAGGUGAAGCUGGUUGAGAGAAUGCCAAGUGUGCAAAGCUGUCAUCAAGGCAAAGGGUGGCUAUUUGAAGAAUCUCACAUUUAAAAAUAUAUUUUGUUUUAUUUAACACUUUUUGGGUUACUACAUAGGUGUUAUUUCAUAGUUUUGAUGUCUUCACUAUUAUUCUACAAUGUAAAAAAAAAAAGCCUUGGAUGAGUAGGUGUGUCCAAACCUUUGACUGGUACUGUAUAUGAUUUAGUAUAUGUAAAGACAAGAUUAUAUUAAGAAUGGUCUGAUGGAUGACAAUAUGUGGUCCUCUGUAGCUCAGCUGGUAGAGCACGGCGCUUGUAACGUCAAGGUAGUGGGUUCGAUCCCCGGGACCACCCAUACACAACAAAUGUAUGCACGCAUGACUGUAAGUCGCUUUGGAUAAAAGUGUCUGCUAAAUGGCAUAUUAUAUUAUUAUAUAAUAUCAGCCUUUCUCUUGUGAAUUUUGUAUUAUCUAUCACUUGUGAAUGAUGCACAGCGUGUGCAGUAAGGCAAGAAACAGCGCAUGACUUAUUUUUGCGACCUUUUUCAAAUCAUAGUCUCACACCUCAUGUAGCCUGUUGAUAAGGUUUGUAUCACAACUAAAGUGGCCAAAUAACUUCUUAAUAUUAAGCACAUUCAUCCGCUUUACAAUCAGUGUAGAGCCUAACUGGCAUACAUAGGCGACACGUGAGUUUCAAGUUUGUGCUUAUAACCUACUGCCGUGUGCGCAUUGCUGCGCUUAUAAUGUGAAGAAAUAGCCUAAUAGUUUAGCAACAUUUUAAGCUAAACGUUCUGGUUUGUUGCAUCAGCCUUUUAUUAUACCCCCUUUUUCUCCCCAAUUUCGUGAUAUCCAAUUGCGAUCUUGUCUCAUCGCUGCAACUCCCCAACAGGCUCGGGAGAGGCGAAGGUCGAGUUAAGAACCACGCUUCUUAACACCCGCCCGCUUAACCCGGAAGCCAGCUGCACCAAUGUGUAGGAGGAAACACUGUUCAACUGACGACCGAAGUCACAAGCAGCUGCUAGAGCGCGAUGAGCCAAGUAAAGCUCCCCGGCCAAACCCCCCCCCCCCCCCCCCCCCCCCCCCCAACCCGGACGACGCUGGGCCAAUUGUGCGCCGCCCUAUGGGACUCCCGGUCACGGCCGGUUGUGACACAGCCUGGCAUCGAACACGGGAGGCUGCACUACUCGGGAGGCCCAGCCUCGUUGCUUUCAAAAGGUUUUUUGAUGCUAGUGGUUGUAUUAAUUUGGGAUCUAUCGCAUCCCACAACUGUCCCAGAGUAUUUGGAAUAUUUAUUUCUCACACAAGACUAGUUGACCAAUAGAAUAGGUCAAUUUUUGUAUUAUGGGGGAUAGUAAAUUGACACAGGCUAGUGCUUUUGCUGUUCGCUAGGCCUACUCAUCUUGUUGGCUGACAAAGUAAAUGUGGACAGUUCUUCUUACAUCUUCAAUAUGCGCCUCGGAAUUCGAUAAGAAGGACACACGCAGUUGUGUCCCCAAUGUGUCUGUCUUCACUUGUAGCCUACUUUGGAGCUGAGAUGCCUGUGAGAAGGACCCAAUCACGUGACUGGUAUUGGGCUAAUAAGAAUUGAUUGGCAGCCAGGAGAAGGGAAUUAGGAUUAUUAUAUUCAGCCCACAAUGGCCACUUUGGCUGCAAAAGGCAUGGAUUUUUUUAGGGGUUAUUGCGGCCACACAAGGGGAAUGCCGCAGGAAAAUUUGAUGCCUGGAGAGAAUAUAAGUGCUUGUCAAAUCGUGAUCGAGAGACUGAUGGUUCCUCUGUGGAGAUGGGAGAACUUUCCAAAAGGACAACAAUCUCUGCAGCACUCUACCAAUCAGGCCUUUAUGGUAGAGUCGCCAGACGGAAGCCACUCCUCAGUAAAAGGCACAUGACAGCCCGCUUGGAGUUUGCCAAAAGGCACCUAAAGGACUCUCAGACCUUGAGAAACAAGAUUCUCUGGUCUGACGAAACCAAGAUUGAACUCUUUGGCCUGAAUGCCAAGCGUCACGUCUGGAGGAAACCUGGCACCAUCCCUAAGGUGAAGCAUGGUGGUGGAUGUUUUUCAGCGGCAGGGACUGGGAGACUAGUCAGGAUCGAGGGGAAAAAGGAAUGGAGCAAAGUACAUAGAGAUCCUUGAUGAAAACCUGCUCCAGAGCGCUCAGGACCUCAGACUGGGGCGAAGGUUCCCUUUCCAACAGGACAACGACCCUAAGCACACAGCCAAGACAACACAGGAGUGGCUUCGGGACAAGUCUCUGAAUGUCCUUGAGUGGCCCAGCCAGAGCCCAGACCUGAACCCGAUCGAACAUCUCUGGAGAGACCUGAAAAUAGCUGUGCAGCGACGUUCCCCAUCCAACCUGACAGAGCUUGAGAGGAUCUGCAGAGAAGAAUGGGAGAAAACUCCCCAAAAUACAGUGUGCCAAGUUUGUAGCAUCAUACCAAGAAGCUCACGGCUGUAUCGCUGCAAAGGUGCUUCAACAAGUACUAAGUAAAGGGUUGAAUACUUAUGUAAAUUAUUUUUUAGAUUGGUUUGGACUGCGAGAGGCGACUCGGGCCCACUGCUGCGUGCUGAGGUCUGACAUUUACAUGAUCUCUAAAGGCAUUUGUUCACGGUGCCGCAGGAUCUAACAACGGGCGCUGGUUUUUUCUCACACCACACAGGCACACGCACACCUGGCAUGCCUCUAUUAGCACCAGAGAAGAGGGAUGUAGCUUUGUGAUGGAGGAUGGGCGGUCCACACGAUCUUGACUAGAGCAAUGCAAAGUCUCAGUGAAAGCUGAUAAUAGUGGAAUUUCACACCUCAAUUUGAACUGUGACACUACAGAUCUUCAUUUUACUAUGACCAAUGGAAACUCAUGUCCCUUAUUUCUCCUCUCACUCUCUCAUUCGCUCUCCCCCUUCUCUCAUGCUCCUCUCCAGGGUGUACUCCAAGUUCCACCAGCGGCGGAUGCAGGAACUAUCCGAGGCUGGGCUAAUGAACUUCCUGCUGCUGUUCGUUGUGGUGGCCCGGCAGGCUGAGCUGGAGGAUGUAGCCUGCCGGGCCUGUGAGCUGCUGGGCCUGCUCCCUCCGGACUCCCCCCCUGCCCAGCGGAGCCUGGUAUGGAGGGGCCAGCUGGCUCUCUUACUGCUCUUCCAGGAGAGAGGUCUUGACGUGGGGGCCCAAGCUAGCUGGCUGGCCUCCUCCUUCUCUCAGACAGCCAGGGAGUUCUACCUGAAGACCACGGAACCGUCUCGCCGCCUGGCCCUCUGGGGCCCCCUGGGGUCCUACCUGGAGGGCGUGGCCGAGGUGUUUGAGACGAGCGUGAGUCUCGGCCUGUCGGAGGAGAGGCUACUCAACGAGGGGUUCGGUCUGCUGCUGCCCGCUUGCCGCCAGUCGGAGCUGAGCUCCGCCCUGGGCUUUCUGCAGAUCGUGCUGAGGGAGCUACGGUGAGGGAGGGGGUACAAACACUCAGCAACCCCCUGAGACACACUUAACACAAAUGCCCACACACACACUACACAUUGACGAGCGGACAGACAUUGGCAUUAGACAUUGGCCUUAGACCCUACAACUAGAGCCUGGAGUUUUUGCUGGCAUGAUCACGUGAAAAAACUCCUGGCCCUACCUAUCAUUGCUGAUAUCUAGAAGCAGGAGACGGGUCCCCCUUGCCCCCAGCCCAGUCAGGCCCCAGUCCUGACACCUUCAAAGGCAGGAAUGUGCUGUCCUCUGUCCCCCCCUCCAUCCCAAUGGUAAACCCAGCCCAUCCAUUGUGUACGGAGGCCCCUUUCUGUCUCUUGGGGACCAUGUGGCCCCCAGGUCACCUUCAGCAGGUGCUGGCAGAGGUCUGAGUAUAGUUAUGGCCCCUAGGGGCCCCUUUGCAGUCACCAUGGGUAUAGCGGCAGAUCUAGAGUGUGUGGAGUGACUGUGUGGCGGAGAGUGGAGACGGCGUCAGGGUGAGUUCACCAGCGGGCCACGGGUGUGUGUUACACGGACGACCCGAUCAGAGGUCAAAGGUUUAGAGAGAAAGGCACAGGUGAAACCGGUGUCUGUUUUGGUGAGAGAAGAAGUAAAAGGGUAGGACAGAGGCUUCAGGAGGGAGAGGGUGUCUGGUUGUAUCUGAAUGGACCGGACCACUACAAUGUUGUUAUUGUUCAGUUUGGAUUACCCUGAGUCAGCGCUAAUAAAGCAGUAAGCUGCCAGCAAGAAUCCUCACUCACGACUUAAAUGAGUGUGUGCUUGCUUUGACUCUCCUGUGUAUACAUGCACACACUCCCACAGACACAUACCUCCAAGGUGAAACACUAAGUGUGCUAGGGCUGGGAAUUGCCAGGGACCUCACGAUACGAUAUAACGAUACUUAAGUGCCGAUACGCUAUAAAAAAUAAUAUUGCGAUAUUGUCAAAACGAUACGAUAUAUCGUUUUAACAAAUCCAGAUAUGUAACUAUAGAUUUUUCCCCCCAUCACUAAAGUGUCCACUUUUAAUUCAGUCCAGGCAUAUCUCGUUAGCUUCAUUAAUUCAAGAAAAUUCAAGAAACUAUCUCGGGGUUGGAGGGCACUCAUUUGCACAUUAAUGGCAGACGUCGCAGAAGAGAGGAGCGAAAACUCCCAAAGGGGACCGUGUUAUGGCCGAGAUCACGCUGACCCAUUUAACAAAAUAAAAAAGCUCUCUCUCAAAUUCGUCCCGCCAAAUUACGCUUAAUUCUCCGUCUUGGCAGUACUUGAUAUCUCUGUGAUUAAUGUGUUUUCAGUGACACAAUUAACAGGUAAUUAUGUAGUCCUGCAAAUUGUGCCUCGCCGUCAUUGUUUAUUAAGAGCAGAGCAGAAUCUGCACACAUCAAGAGAAUUAUCCCGCCAGAGGCUGCGACCGAGAGGUGUGUGCAUGUGUGUGUACGCGUGUGUGACAACCACUGACUCGGAUGGCCCUCGCCAAGGCCGGCCGCCCAAAGCCAACCAGGAGGCUAAUUCCUCACAUUGCAUUCCAUCCCAUGAUCCUGCGCGUGGGGGCCUGAGACCCCUGUGUCGCCAGAGGGUGUGUGUAUGUGAUGUCUCAGUGCUACACAUUCAGUAUUAUAUUGAGGGGUGGGUGGGGGACAAUUAUCUAAGAUCUUAAUUAAGUGCUCUCCUCCGUAUCUAGACCCUACGCCCCUACACCUUGGCCCUCCAUUGAACCCUGAGUCUCUCUCUAAGGAGCAGUGGAUGGGCAUUAUGGAGAUGGUGCAAUGCAAUAGUUGUUUUUCCCUGUCAUUAUUUAAGGCCCAGUGCAAUCAAAAAUAUAAUUUUCCUGUGUUUUAUAUGUAUUUCCACACUGAGGUUGGAUAACACUGUGUAAAUGUGAAAAUUAUGAUAAUGCCCUUUUAGUGUAAGAGCUGUUUGAAAAUACCGCCUGAAAUUUCAGCCUGUUUUGGUGGGAUGGAGUUUUGGCCUGCCUGGUUACAUCAGUUAAUAGACCAAUAAGAAAGAGAGUUCCAAACCUCUCAGCCAAUAACAGCUAGUUUUCAGUGUUCCCCUCCUCACUCAGACCACUCCCAGACAGUCCUUGCAAAAUUGUUGCUUGAGAAAUUGCUCUUUGCUGAGAAGCUAUUUUUGUUGAUUUUUAGGGAUGUGUAUUUUAAAUAAUUUCACUAUUAGAAUAAUAUCAUUAAUUUUUUUCUGAUAUCCUUAUAGUUGAAAUACAUGUGUUUAAAAAACUGGGGUAAUUGGCUUGCUACGCAGCCUGCACGACUUUGGAGAGAGGUGCUGCUCUGCUUGCUUGAGUUUGACCCGGGAAGGAGAAAGAGGGAGAGAGUAGCCAUACAGAUAGUGCCUUGUCUUGACCACAUCAAAUCGAUGUAAAGAAGCUAGCUAAGAUAGCUAGCUAUCUAGGCUAAUUGAGGCUAUUUUUCUGCGCUUCCCGUCCUUGUCUACAACUCAAUUUAGAUUAAACAACAGCUUACCUGAUGGUUGCUCAUUGUAGCCUACUCCUUCUCAUUUAACUACAGUGGGGGAAAAAAGUAUUUUGUCAGCCACCAAUUGUGCAAGUUCUCCCACUUAAAAAGAUGAGAGAGGCCUGUAAUUUUCAUCAUAGGUACACGUCAACUAUGACAGACAAAAUGAGAGCAAAAAUUCCAGAAAAUCACAUUGUAGGAUUUUUUAUGAAUUUAUUUGUAAAUUAUGGUGGAAAAUAAGUAUUUGGUCACCUACAAACAAGCAAGAUGUCUGGCUCUCACAGACCUGUAACUUCUUCUUUAAGAGGCUCCUAUGUCCUCCACUCGUUACCUGUAUUAAUGGCACCUGUUUGAACUUGUUAUCAGUAUAAAAGACACCUGUCCACAACCUCAAACAGUCACACUCCAAACUCUACUAUGGCCAAGACCAAAGAGCUGUCAAUGGACACCAGAAACAAAAUUGUAGACCUGCACCAGGCUGGGAAGACGGAAUCUGCAAUAGGUAAGCAGCUUGGUUUGAAGAAAUCAACUGUGGGAGCAAUUAUUAGGAAAUGGAAGACAUACAAGACCACUGAUAAUCUCCCUCGAUCUGGGGCUCCACGCAAACUCUCAACCCGUGGGGUCAAAAUGAUCACAAGAACGGUGAGCAAAAAUCCCAGAACCACACGGGGGGACCUAGUGAAUGACCUGCAGAGAGCUGGGACCAAAGUAACAAAGCCUACCAUCAGUAUACACUACGCCGCCAGGGACUCAAAUCCUGCAGUGCCAGACGUGUCCCCCUGCUUAAGCCAGUACAUGUCCAGGCCCGUCUGAAGUUUGCUAGAGUGCAUUUGGAUGAUCCAGAAGAGGAUUGGGAGAAUGUCAUAUGGUCAGAUGAAACCAAAAUAUAACUUUUUGGUAAAAACUCAACUCGUCGUGUUUGGAGGACAAAGAAUGCUGAGUUGCAUUCAAAGAACACCAUACCUACUGUGAAGCAUGGGGGUGGAAACAUCAUGCUUUGGGGCUGUUUUUCUGCAAAGGGACCAGGACGACUGAUCCGUGUAAAGGAAAGAAUGAAUGGGGCCAUGUAUCGUGAGAUUUUGAGUGAAAACCUCCUUCCAUCAGCAAGGGCAUUGAAGAUGAAACGUGGCUGGGUCUUUCAGCAUGACAAUGAUCCCAAACACACCGCCCGGGCAACGAAGGAGUGGCUUCGUAAGAAGCAUUUCAAGGUCCUGGAGUGGCCUAGCCAGUCUUUAGAUCUCAACCCCAUAGAAAAUCUUUGGAGGGAGUUGAAAGUCUGUGUGCCCAGCGACAGCCCCAAAACAUCACUGCUCUAGAGGAGAUCUGCAUGGAGGAAUGGGCCAAAAUACCAGCAACAGUGUGUGAAAACCUUGUGAAGACUUACAGAAAACGUUUGACCUGUGUCAUUGCCAACAAAGGGUAUAUAACAAAGUAUUGAGAAACUUUUGUUAUUGACCAAAUACUUAUUUUCCACCAUAAUUUGCAAAUAAAUUCAUUAAAAAUCCUACAAUGUGAUUUUCUGGAAUUUUUUUCCUCAUUUUGUCUGUCAUAGUUGACGUGUACCUAUGAUGAAAAUUACAGGCCUCUCUCAUCUUUUUAAGUGGGAUAACUUGCACAAUUGGUGGCUGACUAAAUACUUUUUUUCCCCACUGUAACUUAAUUCUGUAAUUUGUAUUCCAUUUUGCAUUGAUUAGAGAUCUCCCACGUUGGUUGCUACACAUGGAGCCACUGUAGACAGUGCCACUUUGAUUGGCCGACAAUAACAACAAAUGCAUUAAACCCGUGUAGGCUACGGUAUGUAUUUUUAUGGGGCGCACAUCAUAAAAACUACACUGAACAAAAAUAUCAACGCAACAUGCAACAAUUUAAACGAUUUUACUGAGUUACAGUUCAUAUAAGGAAAUCAGUAAAUUUAAAUAAAUUCAUUAAACCCUAAUCUAUGGAUUUCACAUGACUGGGAAUACAGAUAUGCAUCUGUUGCUCACAGAUACCUUUAAAAAAAAGGUAGGGGCGUGGAUCAGAAAACCAGUCAGUGUGACCACCAUUUUCCUCAUACAGCGGAACACAUCUCCUUCGCAUAAAGUUGAUCAGGCUGUUGAUUGUGGCCUGUGGAAUGUUGUCACACUCCUCUUCAAUGGCUGUGCAAAGUUGCUGGAUAUUGGCGGGAACUAGAGCACACUGUCGUACACGUUGAUCCAGAGCAUCCCAAACAUGCUCAGUGGGUGACAUGUCUGGUGAGUAUACAGGCCAUGGAAGAACUGGGACAUUUUCAGCUUCCAGGAAUUGUGUACAGGUCUUUGCGACAUGGGGCUGUGCAUUAUCAUGCUGAAAUAUGAGGUAAUGUAGGCGGAUGAAUGGCACAACAAUGGGCCUCCGGAUCUCGACACGGUAUCUCUGUGCAUUCAAAUUACCGAUACAAUGCAAUUGUGUUCGUUGGCCGUAGCUUAUGCCUGCCCAUACCAUAACCCCACCACCACCAUGGGGCACUCUGUUCACAACGUUGACAUCAGCAAACCGCUCUUCCACAUGACGCCAUACACGCUGUGCCAUCUGCCCGGUACAGUUGAAACCGGGAUUCAUCCGUGAAGAGCACACUUCUCCAGCAUGCCAGUGGCCAUUGAAGUCGGUUAUGACGCAAAAUUGCAGUCAGUUCAAUACCCUGUUGAGGACGACGAGCACGCAGAUGAGCAAACCCACAGUUUCAUCAGCUGUCCGGGUGGCAAGUCAGUCUCUGUGUGUGUGUGUGUUAGUGGUUGCGUUUGGGGGAGGGGUUAAGUGGGGUCUCUAAUGGUGUGUGUGUACAGCUAUAAGAAGCGGCAGUGGGGAGGAUUAAGUGGGGUCUCUGACUAUGUCUUGUACAAUGAGGCUUGAUGGGUGUGAAAGGCCCAUUCCGCCGUAGUAACGAGGCUAAUGAAUUCAGACUUUAAUCGAUUGUCUCAGCUCUCUCUGGAUUAGAUGCAACCUUGCUGGAAGGCGCAGGCAGAGGUGUGUGUUUGUGUGUGUGUGAGAGAGAGACGUUUUGGGAGUGCAAGGGGAGCUGGGGGGGUACCAGUACUCACCCCUGCCUCCCUCCCCUCCAUCCCUCUCUCCCUCGCUCCAUCCGGGCGAAUGAGGGGACAGGAGGAUCAUCUCCAGUCUAAAUGAGAUUACAGCUCCUUCAGCUGCUUAUCUGGGCUAAUGCCAGCCGCCGUGGGGCCAAGCAGGCACAGAAACAGCAGCCAGAGCCCAGCCUGUGUACAGGGGAUCAGCCCCGCUCUGCUCUGCCCUGCCCCGCACGACCUAAUCCCCCCAGAGAUGGGAAGAGGGAGAGAGCGAAGAAGGGGGAUGGAGAGAAUGUGAAAGAGAGGAAGGGAACAGAGUAUAGAUAGGGAUGCAGGUGGAGAGGUGGUGUGAAGGAGAGGGAGAUACUGCGUUUCUGUUGAAUAAUUAUGUUAUUGGUGUGUGUGUUUCUCUCCUGUGUGUGUUUGUGUGUGCGUGGGUGUGUUUCUCUCCUGUGUGUUUGUGUGUGUGUCCUACAGGAGGGUCCAUCAGCACAAUGUCCAGCCUGGCCACUCUGCAUGCCCCCCCGGUGCCUGGCCGCCUCCUCCCAAUGCCAGCGUGGGUAAAGAGCGCCACCUAGCGGUGGCAGCAGCUCUCUGGGCCCACUUUUUCCCCUUCCUCUGCAGCCUGCGCCUUUCCAACACCCCUCAUGCCCAGCUGGCUGACGCUGCCGCAGGUCAGACGCACACACUGGGAGAGGGAGAGAGUGGGAGGAAGGGGGAGGAGGAUAAAUGUUCACUGUGCACAACAAUUUCACAUUGUGGGUUGCACACACUAACAAUUGUCUUUCUUAUAAGAUAAUAUACACUGUCUGCCUUUGUCUCACGGUUUCUCUCUCUCUCUCUCUCGUCAGUGAUUUACUCUCAACAUCUUGCAUCUGUGCUUUGUGUUGAGCAUUCAGUGAAAAAUCUUUCCGUUACAGCAUGACUCUAUCAAACUUCUUUGCCAUUGUAGUAACCGUAAGGUAACAUGGUAUGAAUGUUGACUCUCUUUUCCAGGUUUUACUCUGUUGGCCUUUGACCUUCCUAGCUCUGCCCCCCAAGACCUCCAGCCCAACCCCAUCCAGUCCAUCAUGCAGUGCUUCGGCUGGGACGACAUGCUGCACCCCCUGCUAGUCACUCGCUACCUGCCCCACCUGCUCCAGAACAGGUAACAUUACUCCAGUACAUUACCCUAGUAAGCAGGGUCUGAACUCCAAUAAGAAAUGCUUGUUUUUGUUUUCUGUUGCAAAACACUUUGCUACGGAGUUCACUAAUGAAUACGACCCGGGUGUGGUGGCACACAUUGGAGAGGAUCAUUCUGAGAAAGUUGCUGCACAAAAUCACUGACCUACAAAUUCCCUUUGCAUUCCAAACUACUAUCCAUCAUGUGAGUUUAUACAGAUUAGCACAUCUGUGUAGCGCCUUGCUCCGGUGGAACAUAGAUAUUGAGAUAAACUACAUUGCAGUCAGACUGCGCAGAAUCACUGAUCUACAAAUCACCUCGCAUCCCAAAUAACAACUCAUUAUUCAAUCAAGAUUAUCGAUUCUGCGCCUCACCUCACUUGUGUGAUUCCCUUAAACACAUUUGUUGUCUGUUCUAUGUCAAACUGACUCUCUUCACCAGCGAGCUGGUGUAUUCAGUGAGUUACGGCUGUGGAGGUUCCGUGUCAGGCUCAGCCCAGACUCUGUCUGUGAGAGCAUGGUUCCGCUGUGUUCUGCAGCAGCACAUCCACAAGAACCCAGACGGCACCGACAGCAGAGCAGGUACAGAACCUCAAACUAAAACCCUGGACAUCCGACCCCUCUCUCCUGAGAUAAUAAUAUGCAGUGCAUUUGAAAAGUAUUCAGACCCCUUCCCCUUUUUCCACAUUUUGUUACAUUACAGCCUUACACCUUAUUUACAUGAGUAUUCAGACCCUUUGCUAUGAGACUCGAAAUUGAGCUCAGGUGCAUCCUGUUUCCAUUGAUCAUCCUUGAGAUGUUUCUACAACUUGAUUGGAGUCCACCUGUGGUAAAUUCAAUUGAUUUGGACAUGAUUUGGAAAGGCACACACCUGUCUAUAUAAGGUCCCACAGUUGACAGUGCAUGUCAGAGCAAAAACCAAGCCAUGAGGUCGAAGGAAUUGUCCGUAGAGCUCCGAGACAGUAUUGUGUCGAGGCACAGAUCUGGGGAAGGGUACCAAAACAUUUCUGCAGCAUUGAAGGUUCCCAAGAACACAGUGGCCUCCAUCAUUCUUAAAUGGAAGAGGUUUGGAACCACCAAGACUCUUCCUAGAGUUGGCCAACUGACCAAACUGAGCAAUCGGGGGAGAAGGUCCUUGGUCAGGGAGGUGAUGGUCAACCCAUGGUCACUCUGACAGAGCUCCAAGUUCCUCUGUGGAGAUAGGAGAACUUUCCAGAAGGACAACCAUCACUGCAGCACUCCACCAAUCAGGCCUUUAUGGUAGAGUGGCCAGAUGGAAGCCACUCCUCAGUAAAAGGCACUUGACAGCCCGCUUGGAAUUUGCCAAAAGGCACCUAAAGGACUCUCAGACCAUGAGAAACAAGAUUCUCUGGUCUGAUGAAACUCUUUGGCCUGAAUGCCAAGCUUCACGUCUGGAGGAAACCUGGCACCAUCCCUACAGUGAAGCAUGGUGGUGGCAGCAUCAUGUUGUGGGGAUGUUUUUCAACGUCAGGGACUGGUAUACUAGUCAGGAUAGAGGGAAAGCUGAACGGAGCAAAGUACAGAGAGAUCCUUGAUGAAAACCUGCCCAGAGCGCUCAGGACCUCAGACUGGGGCGAAGGUUCACCUUCCAACAGGACAACAACCCUAAGCACACAGCCAAGACAAUGCAGGAGUGGCUUCGGGACAAGUCUCUGAAUGUCCUUGAGUGGCCCAGCCAGAGCCCGGACUUGAACCCAAUCGAACAUCUCUGGAGAGACCUGAAAAUAGCUGUGCAGCGACGCUCCCCAUCCAACCUGACCGAGCUUGAGAGGAUCUGCAGAGAAGAAUGGGAGAAACUCCCCAAAUACAGGUGUGCCAAGCUUAUAGUGUCAUACCCAAGAAGACUCUAGGCUGUAAUCGCUGCCAAAGGUGCUUCAACAAAGUACUCAGUAAAAGGUCUGAAUACUUAUGUAAAUGUGGUUUUUCAGUUUCUUUUUUUAUACAUAAGUUUUUUUGCAAAAAAAAUCUAAAAACGUGUUUGUCAUUAUGGGGUAUUGUGAGUAGAUUGAUGAGGAAAAAACCCAAUAUAAUCAAUUUUCGAAUAAGGCUGUAACAUGACAAUGUGGAAAAAGUCAAGGUGUCUGAAUACUUUCCCGAAUGCACUGUAUGCCAUUUAGCAAACGCUUUUAUCCAAAGAUACUUAGUCAUGCGUGCACACACUGGCCAGGCCUCACUGGUCUCUGUUCAGCAGUCAGCAAUGAAAAUACAUCCUCAGUCAGUUAUGCCACAUUAAAACACUUGUAACCUACACUUCUUGUCUAUUACCAUAUUAGGAUAAUUUACCAUUAGUUUCCCUUUUUAAGUAUGUGUAUUUCUGUAAAGUUUUUUCAGUGUUUUGUUGUGGAGAUGUAAGUAAGUGUUUAUAUGUGUGGCUCAGUUGGAGUGUGGCUCUAGAAACACUUAAGGUCGUGGGUUCAGGUCCCAUAAGGAACUAGUACACAUCCUAAAAAUGGCCAGUAGGUCACUUGGCUGCAUUUACACAGUGAGCCCAAUUUUGAUAUUUUGCCCAAUUAUUGGUCUUUUGACCGAUCAGAUCUUUUGCCAAUAAUUGGGGCAAAAUAUCAGAAUUGGGUUACCUGUGUAAAUACAGUUUUUUGGAUAAAAGUUUCUGCUAAGUGGCAUAUAUGAUUAUUUAUUAUGUGUUACUGCCUUUUUCCAGGCAGGGCUCUGGAGGAGCAGUUGUCAGAGCUCACUAGGCUCGUAUUGAGGCUCCCUGAGGUGGACUCCCUACUGCAGAGGGCUGGGCUGCAGCCUGGAGCCGGCAGCAAGCUAGAGCCCAGGCCUGCUCUGGAGAUGUUCAUCAAGGUACUACACACACAUACAGUGUAACAGGGUAGCACCUCGUCACGCACACACUAACAGGGUAGCACCUCGUCACGCACACACUAACAGGGUAGCACCUCGUCACGCACACACUAACAGGGUAGCACCUCGUCACGCACACACUAACAGGGUAGCACCUCGUCACGCACACACUGUAACAGGGUAGCACCUCGUCACGCACACACUGUAACAGGGUAGCACCUCGUCACGCACACGCAUGCGCACAAGGAUAUUUGCAACAUGCAAGAUACAUACAGUGAGGGAAAAAAGUAUUUGAUCCCCUGCUGAUUUUGUACGUUUGCCCACUGACAAAUACAUGAUCAGUCUAUCAUUUUAAUGGUAGGUUUAUUUGAACAGUGAGAGACAGAAUAACAACAAAAAAAUCCAGAAAAACGGAUGUAAAAAAUGUUAUAAAUUGAUUAGCAUUUUAAUGAGGGAAAUAAGUAUUUGACCCCUCUGCAAAACAUGACUUAGUACUUGGUGGCAAAACCCUUGUUGGCAAUCACAGAGGCCAGACAUUCCUUGUAGUUGGCCACCAGGUUUGCACACAUCUCAGGAGGGAUUUUGUUCCACUCUUCUCUGCAUAUCUUCUCCAAGUCAUUAAGGUUUCGAGGCUGACGUUUGGCAACUCGAACCUUCAGCUCCCUCCACAGAUUUUCUAUGGGAUUAAGGUCUGGAGACUGGCUAGGCCACUCCAGGACCUUAAUGUGCUUCUUCUUGAGCCAUUCCUUUGUUGCCUUGGCCAUGUGUUUUGGGUCAUUGUCAUGCUGGAAUACCCAUCCACGACCCAUUUUCAAUGCCCUGACUGAGGGAAGGAGGUUCUCACCCAAGAUUUGACGGUACAUGGCCCCGUCCAUCGUCCCUUUGAUGCGGUGAAGUUGUCCUGUCCCCUUAGCAGAAAAACACCCCCAAAGCAUAAUGUUUCCACCUCCAUGUUUGACAGUGGGGAUGGUGUUCUUGGGGUCAUAGGCAGCAUUCCUCCUCCUCCAAACACGGCGAGUUGAGUUGAUGCCAAAGAGCUCGAUUUUGGUCUCAUCUGACCACAACACUUUCACCCAGUUCUCCUCUGAAUCAUUCAGAUGUUCAUUGGCAAACUUCAGACGGGCCUGUAUAUGUGCUUUCUUGAGCAGGGGGACCUUGCGGGCACUGCAGGAUUUCAGUCCUUCACGGCAUAGUGUGUUACCAAUUGUUUUCUUGGUGACUAUGGUCCCAGCUGCCUUGAGAUCAUUGACAAGAUCCUCCCGUGUAGUUCUGGGCUGAUUCCUCACCGUUCUCAUGAUCAUUGCAACUCCACGAGGUGAGAUCUUGCAUGGAGCCCCAGGCCGAGGGAGAUUGACAGUUAUUUUGUGUUUCUUCCAUUUGCGAAUAAUCGCACCAACUGUUGUCACCUCACCAAGCUGCUUGGCGAUGGUAUUGUAGCCCAUUCCAGCCUUGUGUAGGUCUACAAUCUUGUCCCUGACAUCCUUGGAGAGCUCUUUGGUGUCACGAGAAUUUCAAUCUCUAAUUAAACUCAAUGCUUUGAAUAAUUCCCAGAGGGUGUAAGGCUCUGGUUUUAAUCAUGAAUUAUACAAAGGUCCACAACCAGCAAGGAUGAUCUGUAUUAUUUAAUCAUGGAGAGCUCUCCCCCCAAAACACAUAUACAGUCUUUAUAUAUGCCUUCACACAAAGGAACUUUGCUCCGCCCACCUUUUAGGCGGCCUGUACAUUUCCACAGUAUAGAAUGAUUAACUAGUUUCUAAGUCCCCUCCCUGUUGGAAUGUUUGUCUCAGCAGUUUCUCACCCCCUCUGUUAGUGGGUUUAUAAUGAUAACCCUAACACAGUUCACACAGUCAUCAUCAAUAUUGGGGUUAACAAUUUUAGUCAUAAUCAUAAUUCCUCUAUUAUUUGGUCUUGGCCAUGGUGGAGAGUUUGGAAUCUGAUUGAUUGAUUGCUUCUGUGGACAGGUGUCUUUUAUACAGGGAACAAGCUGAGAUUAGGAGCACUCCCUUUAAGAGUGUGCUCCUAAUCUCAGCUCGUUACCUGUAUAAAAGACACCUGGGAGCCAGAAAUCUUUCUGAUUGAGAGGGGGUCAAAUACUUAUUUCCCUCAUUAAAAUGCAAAUCAAUUUAUAACAUUUUUGACAUGCGUUUUUCUGGAUUUUUUUGUUGUUAUUCUGUCUCUCACUGUUCAAAUAAAUUAAAAUUAUAGACUGAUAAUUUCUUUGUCAGUGGGCAAACGUACAAAAUCAGCAGGGGAUCAAAUACUUUUUUUCCUCACUGUACAGGUAACUGCUAAAAUAAUAAUAAUAAUUAAUUAUAAUAUGCCAUUUAGCAGACGCUUUUAUCCAAAGCGACUUACAGUCAUGCGUGCAUAAAUUUUUUUUUUUGGUGUGUAUGGAAAGACUUGAGUAAACGAGGGAUACAAAGUAUAUUGAAAGCAGGUGCUUCCACACAGGUGUGGUCCUGAGUUAAUUAAGCAAUUAAUAUCCCAUCAUGCUUAGGGUCAUGUAUAAACAUGCCCAUUAUUUUGGCUACCAUGGCUAGAAGAAGAGAUCUCUGUGACUUUGAAAGAGGAGUCUCAAAGUAGCAUGGGGUGUUUAAAGGGUGUGUUUGUGUGUGCGUGUCUCAAUCACCAGAUCCCAACCCAAUUGAACACUUAUGGGAGAUUCUGGAGCGGCGCCUGAAACUGCGUUUUCCACCACCAUCAACAAAAUACCAAAUGAUGGAAUUUAUCUUGGAAGAAUGGUGUCGCAUCCCUCCAAUAGAGUUCCAGACCUUUGUAGAAUCUAUGCCAAGGGGCAUUGAAGCUGUUCUGGCUUGUGGUGGCCCAACGCCCUAUUAAGACACUUUAUGUUGGUGUUUCCUUUAUUUUGGCAGUUACGUGUAUAUCAACAGCAAACGCUGAAAGGCAAGUCUGCAUUUCCAUACAAAUACACCUUAAAUACAUUGUCGCUUUUGUAUUUUUCUCUCUCAGGCUGUGGGGCGUGUGUACAGUGGGCUGCAGGUGUUGUCUGAGCGUUCUGUCAUGGUCGCCCGUGCUCUGGACUACACAGGGGACAUCAUGAAGUAUAUCAAACCCUACCUGGUCAAUAAGAGUCCUCAGGAGGGGCUGCUGCUGGCCUACUGGGCUGUGGGUGGGUAUAUGCAUCACUGAGGCCUACCCCUAUCCCCCUAGGCAUUUGUGUGAAUCUGUAAGGACUGGAUAAGUGUAAGGUGGAGCUAUAACCAUAUUGCUUCUACCUAUUCAAUCAUUUUGGAUCUCCACAAGUGCAUAGAAAAUAUAUUGGCUAGAGGUCAAUUUGGUAUUGGGCGAGAAGGAAUCAGCAUGUUUGAGAGUAUCAGGAUAUGAACAAGAUGAGCAAUUCUGCCCAGUGACUUGCUUCGAGUCUAUCUCCUCAAACACGUUGAAUGUCUGUCAUCCUUGGUGUUGACUGUGUGUGUGCGUGUGUUCUCAGGGUGCGUGGUGAAGCACUGGAGUCCCCUACUGGCCACCUCCAAGGCCCAGCAGCUGCUGUUCAACAUUGUCAACGGGCUGCUCCUCCCUAACUCUCUGUCCGGGUUGGACAAGGCCUUGAGGGACAGCCUGCCCCUCUACCUGCAGGUGGGGGACACACGCGCACACACACCUGCGAACACACACACAUGCAAGCACACUCUCGCACACAGACACACAUACCCACACACACACACUCCCUCUACCUAAACAUCAUGUUACUGACUACCCCAGUUUGGAUACUUCAGAAAAAAAGUAUUGUUUGGAUACUUCCAAAAGUACUAACAGGGUUGGAGGGGAGGAAAGAAAAAUGUAGAGAUAUUUUCCAUCAGCAUUAGUAAUACUAUACUAACUGACCUUCUCUCUGUCUCUCCUGUUUCACUCCUUUCCUCCCCUCCAGGGUCUGUCUAUAGCAGCCAGUAUGUCUCAGUCUCAGGGGGCCUACCUGAAGAAGCAGCUCCGCGAUGUCAUCUCCAAGUACCUGGACCACUUCCUGCCUGCCACACCAUCGGUUGGGGCCAUAGCCAAUCACCCGGUGCUGCUGGCAGCCUGCGAAUCCACGCCCACCCCGUGUGGGGCAGUGCUGAGAAGGAGCAUCCUGCAGGUGAUCAGGUAAGAUUCUGACGCUCUGGGUAGAGAUUGCUCUUAGGUACAGAUCCAGGAUCAGUUAACCCUGCCCAAAUCCUCACCUUUAAUAAUUAGGGAGGGGAAUGCAAAGCCAAACUGACCUUGGAGCAGUGUCUCAGGACAACUUCAUCCUACUCCACCUUGACAGCCUCCUUAGAGCAUCUACUAAAUGGCCAGACAUUACUGGCUCUGUGUCAUACCUCUUCUAUGUCUCUCCAUAGUGAGAACUUCCUGCAGUUCAAAGUCCACGCCCCUCCUCCCCGCCUGGCCACGGUCCUGGCCUUCCUAUUAGAGCUGCUGAGACGGAACAAUGACAAUGACCCCGCCCUACUCACCAUGCCCCUCCCCUCUCUGCUCCGCUGCCUGAAACUUGUCAACGAGCCUCAUGGUGAGAGUACACAAAUAAAGACACGUAUACACAGUAAUCCUAUUUGUGAACAAUAUGUGAACAUGCUUGCUCCUAUGGGUAGUGUUUUUAUAGGUUUUCGUGUGUGUGCAUGUGGUAACUAGUCUAACAGCAGCUGUGCGUUCACAGUGAGGAGGACCAGUACAGAGGCCCUGCAGCUGGUGGUGGGGAGAUGUUCAGUCGCCGCAGGGGAUGCACCAUGUAACCAGACCGUCACUGUUCUACGGUGAGUGACACCAACUACCGUAGCCUUUACUCUUCCUCUCUGCACUUGACUCGUGUCUAUUAUUGUGCACCGUAGCAAAAUGUUUUCAAACGUUGGACAAGUUCGUAUAAUACCUCCCUGUUUCACUCAGUUCCCAACAUUUUCUUCCAUUUCGUGCCCUACUGAACAUGACACUGUUCUAGGGCAGCCAUGCUAUUGACCAUCACGGUUAGACAUUUUUAUAUAUCUGCAAUGCUUUGUGUGUGUGUGUGUGUAUAAAGCAUGUACAUUGGUGUUACAGUAUCUCUAUGUCUUACUGUGUCUGUGUGUUCAGGUCCUUUGUGGAGGAGAACGAGGGGGUGUAUGACAGACAGGUGUACAGUGUUCUGGAGACGAUAGCGGUUCUGGACAGUCAUGUGGUCCAGGUCCUGAUCCCUGUUCUGUCGCUGAGUCUGAGAAAUACAGAACACAAGAGAGGACUGGGCAAGAACACCACACUGAGGUAGAGUUCUAAACCCAUUCCCAACCACUAGUCUAACCUAACCUAGACAUAAUCCUAUUUUUAUGGAACCAUUAUCGCACGGUAUAAAUUGCGUGGUGGCCUAUGUGGGGAAAACAUCUGAAGUGUCGGGAAUAUUAAAAUGCUUUACAGUAGUCAAAAAACCUUCAUUACAGAUACCAAACCACAUCAUUAAUAAAAACACACAACCCCCAACACACAUACAUAUAUAUAUAUAUAUACACACACACACAGUGGGGAGAACAAGUAUUUGAUACACUGCCAAUUUUGCAGGUUUUCCUACUUACAAAGCAUGUAGAGGUCUGUAAUUUUUAUCAUAGGUACACUUCAACAAUCUAAAACAAAAAUCCAGAAAAUCACAUUGUAUGAUUUUUAAGUAAUUAAUUUGCAUUUUAUUGCAUGACAUAAGUAUUUGAUCACCUACCAACCAGUAAGAAUUCCGGCUCUCACAGACCUGUUAGUUUUUCUUUAAGAAGCCCUCCUGUUCUCCACUCAUUACCUGUAUUAACUGCACCUGUUUGAACUCGUUACCUGUAUAAAAGACACCUGUCCACACACUCAAUCAAACAGACUCCAACCUCUCCACAAUGGCCAAGACCAGAGAGCUGUGUAAGGACAUCAGGGAUACAAUUGUAGACCUGCACAAGGCUGGGAUGGGAUACAGGACAAUAGGCAAGCAGCUUGGUGAGAAGGCAACAACUGUUGGCUCAAUUAUUAGAAAAUGGAAGAAGUUCAAGAUGACGGUCAAUCACCCUCGGUCUGGGGCUCCAUGCAAGAUCUCACCUCGUGGGGCAUCAAUGAUCAUGAGGAAGGUGAGAAUUCAGCCCAGAACUACACGGCAGGACCUGGUCAAUGACCUGAAGAGAGCUGGGACCACAGUCUCAAAGAAAACCAUUAGUAACACACUACGCCGUCAUGGAUUAAAAUCCUGCAGCGCACGCAAGGUCCCCCUGCUCAAGCCAGCGCAUGUCCAGGCCCGUCUGAAGUUUGCCAAUGACCAUCUGGAUGAUCCAGAGGAGGAAUGGGAGAAGUUCAUGUGGUCUGAUGAGACAAAAAUAGAGCUUUUUGGUCUAAAACACCAUCCCAACUGUGAAGAAUGGAGGUGGAAACAUCAUUCUUUGGGGAUGCUUUUCUGCAAAGGGGACAGGACGACUGCACAGUAUUGAGGGGAGGAUGGAUGGGGCCAUGUAUCGCGAGAUCUUGGCCAACAACCUCCUUCCCUCAGUAAGAACAUUGAAGAUGGGUCGUAGCUGGGUCUUCCAGCAUGACAACGACCCGAAACACACAGCCAGGGCAACUAAGGAGUGGCUCCGUAAGAAGCAUCUCAAGGUCCUGGAGUGGCCUAGCCAGUCUCCAGACCUGAACCCAAUGGAACAUCUUUGGAGGGAGCUGAAAGUCCGUAUUGCCCAGCGACAGCCCCGAAACCUGAAGGAUCUGGAGAAGGUCUGUAUGGAGGAGUGGGCCAAAAUCCCUGCUGCAGUGUGUGCAAACCUGGUCAAGACCUACAGGAAACAUAUGAUCUCUGUAAUUGCAAACAAAGGUUUCUGUACCAAAUAUUAAGUUCUGCUUUUCUGAUGUAUCAAAUACUUAUGUCAUGCAAUAAAAUUCAAAUUAAUUACUUAAAAAUCAUACAAUGUGAUUUUCUGGAUUUUUGUUUUAGAUUCCGUCUCUCACAGUUGAAGUGUACCUAUGAUAAAAAAUUACAGACCUCUACAUGCUUUGUAAGUAGGAAAACCUGCAAAAUCGGCAGUGUAUCAAAUACUUGUUCUCCCCACUGUGUGUGUAUAUAUAUAUAUAUUACACACACACACACACACACACACACACACAAACACACAGUUGAAGUCGGAAGUUUACAUACACCUUAGCCAAAUACAUUUAAACUCAGUUUUCCACAAUUCCUGACAUUUAAUCCUAGUAAAAAUUCCCUGUCUUAAGUCAGUUAGGAUCACCACUUUAUUUUAAGAAUGUGAAAUGUCAGAAUAAUAGUAGAGAGAAUGAUUUAUUUCAGCUUUUAUUUAUUUAAUCACAUUCCCAGUGGGUCAGAAGUUUACAUACACUCAAUUAGUAUUUGGUAGCAUUGCCUUUAAAUAGUUUAACUUGGGUCAAACGUUUCGGGUAGCCUUCCACAAGCUUCCCACAAUAAGUUGGGUGAAUUUUGGCCCAUUCCUCCUGACAGAGCUGGUGUAACUGAGUCAGGUUUGUAGGCCUCCUUGCUCGCACAUGCUUUUUCAGUUCUGCCCACACAUUUUCUAUAGGAUUGAGGUCAGGGCUUUGUGAUGGCCACUCCAAUACCUUGACUUUGUUGUCCUUAAGCCAUUUUGCCACAACUUUGGAAGUAUGCUUGGGGUCAUUGUCCAUUUGGAAGACCCAUUUGCGACCAAGCUUUAACUUCCUGACUGAGGUCUUAAGAUGUUGCUUCAAUAUAUCCACAUCAUUUUCCUUCCUCAUGAUGCCAUCUAUUUUGUGAAGUGCACCAGUCCCUCCUGCAGCAAAGCACCCCCACAGCAUGAUGCUGCCACCCCCAUGCUUCAUGGUUGGGAUGGUUUUCUUCGGCUUGCAAGCAACCCCCUUUUUCCUCCAAACAUAACGAUGAUCAUUAUGGCCAAACAGUUCUAUUUUUGUUUCAUCAGACCAGAGACAUUUCUCCAAAAAGUACGAUCUUUGUCCCCAUGUGCAGUUGUAAACCGUAGUCUGGCUUUUUUAUGGCGGUUUUGGAGCUGUGGCUUCUUCCUUGCUGUGCGGCCUUUCAGGUUAUGUCGAUAUAGGACUCGUUUUACUGUGGAUAUAUAUACUUUUGUACCUGUUUCCUCCAGCAUCUUCACAAGGUCCUUUGCUGUUGUUCUGGGAUUGAUUUGCACUUUUCGCACCAAAGUACGUUCAUCUCGAGGAGACAGAACUCGUCUCCUUCCUGAGCGGUAUGAUGGCUGCGUGGUCCCAUGGUGUUUGUACUUGCGUACUAUUGUUUGUACAAAUGAAGGUGGUACAUUCAGGCGUUUGGAAAUUGCUCCCAAGGAUGAACCAGACUUGUGGAGGUCUACAAUUAUUUUUUUGAGGUCUUGGCUGAUUUUCUUUAGAUUUUCCCAUGAUGUCAAGCAAAGAGGCACUGAGUUUGAAGGUAGGCCUUGAAAUACAUCCACAGGUACACCUCCAAUUGUACUCAAAUGAUGUCAAUUAGCCUAUCAGAAGCUUCUAAAGCCAUGACAUCCUUUUCUGGAAUUUUCCAAGCUGUUUAAAGGCACAGUCAACUUAGUGUAUGUAAACUUCUGACCCACUGGAAUUGAGAUACAGUGAAAUAAUCUGUCUGUAAACAAUUGUUGGAAAAAUUACUUGUGUCAUGCACAAAGUAGAUGUCCUAACCGACUUGACAAAACUAUAGAUUAUUAAAAAGAAAUUUGUGGAGAGGUUUAAAAACGAGUUUUAACGACUCCAACCUAAGUGUAUGUAAACUUCCGACUUCAACUGUAUACACAGUGCAUUCGGAAAGUAUUCAGACCCCUUUCUUUUUUCCAUAUUGUUACGUUACAGCCUUAUUCUAAAAUUGAUUAAAUUAUUUUUUCCCCUCAUCAAUCUACACACAAUACCCCAUAAUGACAAAGUCAAAACAGGUUCUUAGAAAUGUUUGCAAAUGUAUUUUUUUUUUAAACGGAUACGUUAUUUACAUAAGUAUUCAGACCCGAAAUUACGCUCAGGUGCAUCCUGUUUCAAUUGAUCAUCCUUGACAUGUUUCUACAACUUGAUUGGAGUCCACCUGUGGUAAAUUCAAUUGAUUGGACAUGAUUUGGAAAGGCACACACCUGUCUAUAUAAGAUCCCACAGUUGACAGUGCAUGUCAGAGCAAAAAUCAAGCCAUGAGGUCAAAGGAAUUGUCUGUAGAGCUCCGAGACAGGAUUGUGUCGAGGCACAGAUCUGGGGAAGGGUACUAAAACAUUUCUGCAGUAUUUAAGGUCCCCAAGAACACAGUGGCCUCCAUCAUUCUUAAAUGGAAGAAGUUUGGAACCACCAAGACUCUUCCUAGAGCUGGCCGCCCGGCCAAACUGAGCAAUCGGGGGAGAAGGUCCUUGGUCAGGGAGGUGACCAAGAACCCGAUGACAGAGCUCCAGAGUUCCUCUGUGGAGAUGGGAGAACCUUCCAGAAAGACAACCAUCUCUGUAGCACUCCACCAAUCAGGCCUUUUAUGGUAGAGUGGCCAGACGGAAGCCACACCUCAGUAAAAGGCACAUGACAUCCCGCUUGGAGUUUGCCAAAAGGCACCUAAAGGACUCUGACCAUGAGAAACAAGAUUCUCUGGUCUGAUGAAACCAAGAUUGAACUCUUUGGCCUGAAUGCCAAGUGUCACGUCUGGAGGAAACGUGGCAGCAUCCCUACGGUGAAGCAUGGUGGUGGCAGCAUCAUGCUGUGGGGAUGUUUUUCAGCGGCAGGGACUGGGAGACUAGGGAAAGUCAGGAUCGAGGGAAAGUUGAACGGCGCAAAGUACAGAGAGAUCCUUGAUGAAAACAUGCUCAGGACCUCAGACGGUGGCGAAGGUUCACCUUCCAACAAGACAACGACCCUAAGCAUACAGCCAAGACAACGCAGGAGUGGCUUCGGGACAAGUCUCUGAAUGUCCUUGAGUGGCCCAGCCAGAACCCGAUCAAACAUCUCUGGAGAGACUUGAAAAUAGCUGUGCAGCGACGCUCCCCAUCCAACCUGACAGAGCUUGAGAGGAUCUGCAGAGAAGAAUGGGAGAAAUACAGGUGUGCAAAGCUUGUAGUCAUACCCAAGAAGAUUCAAGGCUGUAAUCGCUGUAAAAGGCGCUUCAACAAAGUACUGAGUAAAGGAUCUGAAUACUUAUGUAAAUGUGAUAUUUCCGUUUUUUAUUUGUAAUAAAUUUGCAAACAUUUCUAAAAACCUGUUUUUGCUUUUUUCAUUAUGGGGUAUUGUGUGUAGAUUGAUGAGUGGGAAAAAACAAUGUUAUCAAUUUUAGAAUAAGGCUGUAAUGUAAUUUUGGGGGGAAAACGUCAAGGGGUCUGAAUACUUUCCAAAUGCACUGCAUAUAUACGGUGAACCCUGAUGCAGUGUUCAGUGACACAGUCAACUCUUUGUAUGAAAUAUACUGGAUCUUGUGCGGUGACAUCUUUGAGUCAUUUUGUGACCCCCCUCUCACUCACACUCUCUGCAUGUGUGACAGGAAUGCAUACAGGAAUUUGCUGACCCUGCUUGGGGACGGUGGUCAGGCGGAGAUCAUCAGCCUGGAGGAGGACUGACCCCAGGACCAGGUCACCAUGCUGUUGACCCCAACACCACUGGGCUUGAAAUUAAUGUAUAUACAUAUACAUAAUGUAUAGAAAUUGUCCUGUUGGAGUUAUACAGAUCAUAAUUUAUGAUCAAGUUUCCAUCUUCACGUUGAAAUAUUUUUCAAAAAGGUGUUAAGAAAUUAAAUAAUGUGCUGAAAUUUUUUUUGUCGGAUUUCAGUUUCCUAAUUUCACAGGCUUGGAACAUAGAGAUAGAAGAACAACAUAUUAUACAGUGGGGAAAAAAAGUAUUUAGUCAGCCACCAAUUGUGCAAGUUCUCCCACUUAGAAAGAUGAGAGAGGCCUGUAAUUUUCAUCAUAGGUACACGUAAACUAUGACAGACAAAAUGAGAAAAAAAAUCCGGAAAAUCACAUUGUAGGAUUUUUUAUGAUUUUAUUUGCAAAUUAUGGUGGAAAAUAAGUAUUUGGUCAAUAACAAAAGUUUCUCAAUACUUUGUUAUAUAUAUACCCUUUGUUGGCAAUGACACAGGUCAAACGUUUUCUGUAAGUCUUCACAUAGUUUUCACACACUGUUGCUGGUAUUUUGGCCCAUUCCUCCAUGCAGAUCUCCUCUAGAGCAGUGAUGUUUUGGGGCUGUCGCUGGGCAACACGGACUUUCAACUCCCUCCAAAGAUUUUCUAUGGGGUUGAGAUCUGGAGACUGGCUAGGCCACUCCAGGACCUUGAAAUGCUUCUUACGAAGCCACUCCUUCGUUGCCCGGGCGGUGUGUUUGGGAUCAUUGUCAUGCUGAAAGACCCAGCCACGUUUCAUCUUCAAUGCCCUUGCUGAUGGAAGGAGGUUUUUACUCAAAAUCUCACGAUACAUGGCCCCAUUCCUUCUUUCCUUUACACGGAUCAGUCGUUCUGGUCCCUUUGCAGAAAAACAGCCCCAAAGCAUGAUGUUUCCACCCCCAUGCUUCACAGUAGGUAUGGUGUUCUUUGGAUGCAACUCAGCAUUCUUUGUCCUCCAAACACGACGAGUUGAGUUUUUACCAAAAAGUUCUAUUUUGGUUUCAUCUGACCAUAUGACAUUCUCCCAAUCCUCUUCUGGAUCAUCCAAAUGCACUCUAGCAAACUUCAGACGGGCCUGGACAUGUACUGGCUUAAGCAGGGGGACACGUCUUGCACUGCAGGAUUUGAGUCCCUGGCGGCGUAGUGUGUUACUGGUGGUAGGCUUUGUUACUUUGGUCCCAUCUCUCUGCAGGUCAUUCACUAGGUCCCCCCGUGUGGUUCUGGGAUUUUUGCUCACCGUUAUUGUGAUAAUUUUGACCCCACGGGGUGAGAUCUUGCGUGGAGCCCCAGAUCGAGGGAGAUUAUCAGUGGUCUCUGAGAUCUCCUGAGUGGCGCAGUGGUCUAAGGCACUGCAUCGCAGUGCUAACUGUGUCACUAGAGAUCCUGGUUCGAAUCCAGGCUCUGUCGCAGCCGGCCGCGACCGGGAGACUCAUGGGCGGCGCACAAUUGGCCCAGCGUCGUCCAGGGUAGGGUAGGGGAGGGGAGGGAAUGGCCGGCAGGGAUAUAGCUCAGUUGAUAGAGCAUGGCGUUUGCAACGCCAGGGUUGUGGGUUCGAUUCCCACGGGGGGCCAGUAUAAAAAAAAAACACAAAAAAAAUGUAUUCACUAACUGUAAGUCGCUCUGGAUAAGAGCGUCUGCUAAAUGACUAAAAUGUAAAUGUAAAUGUAAAUGUAAAUGUAAUGUAAUGUCUUGUAUGUCUUCCAUUUCCUAAUAAUUGCUCCCACAGUUGAUUUCUUCAAACCAAGCUGCUUACCUAUUGCAGAUUCAGUCUUCUCAGCCUGGUGCAGGUCUACAAUUUUGUUUCUGGUGUCCUUUGACAGCUCUUUGGUCUUGGCCAUAGUGGAGUUUGGAGUGUGACUGUUUGAGGUUGUGGACAGGUGUCUUUUAUACUGAUAACAAGUUUAAACAGGUGCCAUUAAUACAGGUAACGAGUGGAGGACAGAGGAGCCUCUUAAAGAAGAAGUUACAGGUCUGUGAGAGCCAGAAAUCUUGCUUGUUUGUAGGUGACCAAAUACUUAUUUUCCACCAUCAUUUGCAAAUAAAUUCAUAAAAAAUCCUACAAUGUGAUUUUCUGGAUUUUUUUCCUCAAAUUGUCUGUCAUAGUUGACGUGUACCUAUGAUGAAAAUUACAGGCCUCUCUCAUCUUUUUAAGUGGGAGAACUUGCACAAUUGGUGGCUGACUAAAUACUUUUUUCCCCCACUGUACAUUUAACUAUUUAUAUGGUGUGAUAGUAACUACUGAUAGUAGACAAAUAGGAUCUCUGUGUGCUAAUGCACUCUUUGUGUUGGCCCAACUUUACAGGCAGAACCACCUCCUUUCCUGACACUGUAUCCCUCAUCAGAUACAGCCAGAGUCCGAAAGAUUACUUCUGCUUUUCCCAUUCCCUUUUUCCUUUGCAAUCAGGCUUCAUUUCAGCAGUCAUAAUUUCACGCCUGGUCCAACUUGAGGUGUCCUAAAAAAAAUGCACCCCCCUCCCCAAUGUAAAAAAUAUUUUCACAUGACCCUCCCC
This is a messenger RNA of Coregonus sp. 'balchen', 35739 nucleotides long. The record is from the annotation of a GenBank genome assembly. Lineage: Eukaryota; Metazoa; Chordata; Actinopteri; Salmoniformes; Salmonidae.